This is a messenger RNA of Chaetomium fimeti, 2985 nucleotides long. RefSeq names its product acyl transferase/acyl hydrolase/lysophospholipase. Gene Ontology annotation, cellular component: cytosol. Gene Ontology annotation, molecular function: A2-type glycerophospholipase activity. The record is from RefSeq and is a predicted model, not a curated record. Gene Ontology annotation, biological process: glycerophospholipid catabolic process. The coding region runs from base 401 to 2905 and encodes 834 amino acids. Lineage: Eukaryota; Fungi; Ascomycota; Sordariomycetes; Sordariales; Chaetomiaceae. The transcript has a single exon.
UGAACAUUCUUAACGCCCCACAACGUCCCUGACAAUCCCGGCUUGAUUGCAUUUUCCAAUGGAGGGCUUACCUAACCUUGGCAGUCCCUGCCCCACAAGCAGCCGAUGAUGUAACUUUGGGAAUGGUACCGAAGCGAAGCUUCCAACUUCGCGGCUCGAGACCGCUUCUUCCCACGGAAUGGCGCCAGCGGGGGAGCGCCAGCUUUGAGGAAACACGGCUUCCGCCAAUUGUGGCAACUAGUUGAUUAUGCCGACCAUGAGAAUCAACACAGUUUCCAGAGAAUUUGGAAGUCACCGAUAAUGAAACCCCUCUACAUUUAACUCUCCCCGACUCCAGACUCGAACCACAACCGCAAUUACGACCACGAUCACGAUCACCCACACUACGACUACGGCCGCGAUGGCUUUGCACCGCGGAAAUAUUAUACGCCUCAACCGUCUCAAAUUUCCGGUAUACUCGCAGGGCCAAACCGGUUUUAUUACAACAAGAACCAGACCGCAGUUAGUAAAUAAUGGCUCUGGGCUCUCUUUCGACCGGCAACCCCCCCGGCGUUGCCUGUUCUUGUCGCCCCAGAGGCGUCGGUCGAAAGUGCGCGCUACCAAGCUGAUAUCGGUGACGCUCACUGGCGCAUUGCUCGCGUUGUGGCUAUUCCCGACUGAUGCCUUGCAGCAUACCGACUCCAGGGCGAAGUUGGCCCCUGGGAACCCCAAGGAUGAGGAUGUGGCAGCCUCGAACGAGGACCAGAGCGCCUGGGCCACGUUCUCACGGAACUUUAGCGCCCUCUCAUUCGUACCCUCGACAGACGGGCUUUCCGACAGGGUUGUGGACCUGAUCAUGCCGGACUGGGCCAAGCUCGUCCCCGGCUAUGUCAAGAAGCUGCAGCGCGAGAUGGACAUGGCGCCUGGAUCAUUGGCGGCUGAAAUAUGGCAGGAGGCACACGAUCCGUUUACGCACCCGGAGAUCCAGUACUCGGCCAAGGUUCGCGUGUCGGGGGAACUGUGUGACGAGGAAAAGACCUUUCUGGAGCGGAGGCGGAAGAUGAUCGUACCCGCGCUGGCCCGGUUUUUAGGAGUUGAAGAAAGGGAUAUCCAUCCGGAUGACGUCCCUACUAUUGCUAUGUGCGGUUCUGGCGGCGGCCUGAGGGCUUUGGUUGCCGGGACUGGUUCGUUUCUCGCAACCGCUGAGGAUGGGCUCUUCGACUGCGCGACGUACGUGUCGGGGGUCAGCGGCUCCUGCUGGCUACAGUCCCUCUACUACUCGUCAGUGACCGGAGCGAAUUUCCACAACGCUAUUGACCACCUCAAGGCACGCCUCGGUACCCACAUCGCCUACCCACCGGUCGCCUUCGCCGCAUUGACGACGUCGCCUACGAACAAGUACCUGUUCAGUGGCCUGGUGGAGAAACUCAAGGGUGAUCCCCGCUCUCAAUUUGGCCUCGUCGAUGCCUACGGCAUGCUUCUAGCAGCAAGGCUUUUGGUCCCAAAGGGUGAACUCGGGGUUAACGAGAAGGACUUCAAACUAUCGAAUCAGCGAGAAUACAUGAAAUAUGGGCAGAACCCACUGCCUAUCUACACCGCCGUGCGGCACGAGAUACCGGAGCUGGACUCGCCCGACUACGGUGGUCCGGGCUCUUUAACCGAAGAGGCAAAGGAUAGGGCCAAAAGGGAAGCGUGGUUCCAGUGGUUCGAGAUCACUCCAUACGAGUUCUUCUGCGAAGAAUUCUCGGCCGGCAUCCCCACCUGGGCCAUGGGCCGCAGGUUCAAAAACGGGUCAGACUUGCCCUCAGAUUCGGGCUUCCGUCUCCCCGAGACCCGCCUACCUUUUCUCUUGGGAACCUUUGGAAGUGCAUUUUGUGCCACUCUGAGCCAUUACUACCGCGAGAUCAGACCGAUCGUCAAGAGCCUCACUGGCUUCCAGUCACUCGAUGACCUGAUAUGGGGGCACAACAAAGACCUGAGCAAAGUCCAUCCUAUCGAACCGCCCAGCAUCCCCAACUUUGUCCACGGAAUGUACGGUCAGCUCCCCAACACGGUACCACAAGGCGUCUACGACAACGAGUAUCUCCAACUCAUGGACGCGGGCAUGUCCAACAACCUCCCCAUCUACCCGCUCCUCCGCCCCGGCAGAGACGUUGACAUCAUCCUGGCGUUCGACGCGUCGGCCGACAUCAAAACGGACAACUGGCUUUCUGUCGUCGAGGGCUACGCCCGCCAGCGGAACAUCAAAGGCUGGCCCGUAGGAGCCGGCUGGCCCAAAUCCAGCUCGCCCUCCGUCACCGCCUCGGAGCUCGAGCAAGCGCAAGCCCACUCGACCGCCGAAGCCGAAGGCAAAAUCACCCAGGCCAAAACCGACCAAGCGGCCCGCCACCCGGAACGCAGCAGCCCAGGCUCCCCAACACACGGAACACACGGCCCACCCAAGCCGCCCGGGUCGCAGCCCAUGAAGCCCGAGUCGCAGCGGCAGUCGGAGGCGGCCAGCGAGCUGGGGUACUGCACGGUGUGGGUGGGGACGACGCAGGAGCGGGCGACGACGGACCCGCCGCCGCCGCCCGUGGACGACGCGUCGGCGUGGCGCCUCACGCACCCGGACGCGGGCAUCGCCGUCGUGUACCUGCCCUUCCUGGCCAACGACCGCGCCGCGCCCGGCGUCGACGUCGCCGUCUCCGACUACAUGAGCACCUGGAACUUUGUCUACUCCCCGCCGCAGAUCGACGAGGUGAUUGCGCUUGCUCGGGCGAAUUAUGCUGAGGGCCGCGACCAGAUCCGCGCUACCGUGCGCGCGGUUUAUGAGCGCAAGAAGAAGCGGCGGUUGGAAAGGGAGGGGCGCGCGGAGAGGGCUGAGUUGCGGAGGCUGGUGAGGAGGGGCGAUGUGAGUGGGUUGGGCGAGGGUGACCACUUUAGCUAGUGUUGCAUGCUUGCGAUGUGAAGUUAUGACGUGAUGGGUAACAUGAUCGUUGGAUAAUAAAUAUCAAAGUUGAAAGAAGC